AUGAUCAAAGUGUUGGAGAAAAAGAUUGAAGAAGUCCAAGGUGUAGAACCUACCAAAGAGAAUCUGGAAUUAGAGGCUGCCCUUAGCCUUGAGUUAGAUGAUUGGUUGGCCAAAGAGAGUCUCAAAUGGCAGCAAAAAUUUAGGGAGAUUUGGCUUAAAGAUGGGGAUAGGAAUUCAAGAUUUUUUCAUCUUACCACUUUGGUAAGAAGGAGAAGAAACUUUAUUUCUGAUAUUAAGCAGGAGGACAGUUCCUGGAUUUCGGGCAGGGAGGCUAUCCAAGAGUAUUUUAUCGCCAACUUUCAAUCCUUAUACCAGUCAAGUAGGCCCCAAAUCCCAGAAAACUUGGAAAAUCUUAUCGAGGCUUGUGUCUCAGCUGAAGAGAAUGUUGAGUUGUGUAGAAUCCCUUCUAGAGAAGAAGUUAAGAAGGCGAUAUUUGGGAUUAAAUCUCUUAAAUCUCCUGGUCCAGAUGGACUUUCAGCCCUCUUUUAUAAGCACUACUAG
Molecule: messenger RNA, 501 nt
Organism: Quercus robur (English oak)
Lineage: Eukaryota; Viridiplantae; Streptophyta; Magnoliopsida; Fagales; Fagaceae
Exons: 1
Coding region: 1-501 (166 amino acids)
Source: RefSeq, a predicted model, not a curated record